AUGGGCGAUCUCAACCCCACUCCGCCAGUGGCCACUGAUCUCAGCGGAAAGACUGCCUUAGUGACCGGCUGCAACAAGGGCCUCGGGUUCGAAGUUGCUCGUCAACUGAUUCUGCUGAAAGUCUCGCGCUUGAUAAUCACUACUCGUGACAAGCCCAAAGGCGAAGCUGCGAUUGCAGCACUUCGAGCUGAUCCAGAAGUUGCGAAAUUAGAUACCCGCCAGACACCCAUCCGCAUUGAAUGGUUCCAGGUCGAGCUUGAUGACUACGGAUCCGCAAUUUCAUUCGUCCAGGAAGUUCGAAGGAAUGUCCCGGAGCUUGAUAUCCUGAUACUUUCUGCGGGCAUGUAUCAACUGGAGUUUGAGAUGGCCAAAACUUGCCAUGAGAUGAUAAUGCAAGUGAACUGCUACACCAACUGCCUGAUCCUCCUCAAUUUGCUGCCUCUCUUGCGUGCCACCUCCCAAAAGCGAAAUUCUCCCUCCCGCGUGACAGUUGUCGGCUCAUUUACUAUGAGAUCCACUUUCGUGAAAAGCUCACGAAUCCCUGGGAACCAGAGCCUCAUCGAAUAUCUCGACACCAGGGAGAGCCAUCAACGGCUCCUGCGCUACCCGGAUAGCAAGUUUUUGAUGCACAUCUUUGUCCAACACCUGGCCACCGUCGCUAAUCCAACCGAGGUCAUUAUCAAUACAGUCUGUCCUGGAGUAGUCAUGACUGACAUCCUCGCGUCUGGGUCAAUCUUGGCGCGGGCAUUGAUGUGGGCCCAAUGGCUUUCCAUGGGCCGUUCAGUGGAAAAGGGGGGUGGUUUGAUCAUUCAUGCUGCUACGGCUCUUGGUGAAGAUAGCCAUGGCCAGUUCAUUCAGAACGGUCAAGUUGAUAGUGGUGCCACAGAGCUUGUUCAUUCCCUUGGUCCAACCCUCGCUACUGGGUUUUGGCAUGCAAUUCAAGACGAAAUCAGCACUGUCUGCGCCGAAUCAGCAGAUACAACCCUUGAACCCAACCCCGCCGGCGAGCCCCGAUAG
Messenger RNA from Penicillium brevicompactum, 1017 nucleotides. RefSeq lists its product as uncharacterized. The transcript has 3 exons. Bases 1 to 1017 code for a protein of 338 amino acids. The record is from RefSeq and is a predicted model, not a curated record. NCBI's taxonomy places the organism in Eukaryota, Fungi, Ascomycota, Eurotiomycetes, Eurotiales, Aspergillaceae.